Molecule: messenger RNA, 987 nt
Organism: Microthlaspi erraticum
Lineage: Eukaryota; Viridiplantae; Streptophyta; Magnoliopsida; Brassicales; Brassicaceae
Source: the annotation of a GenBank genome assembly
AUGGAUGGGAGGUACCAAUUCAAGUUCACACAUCCAUUGGCUGGCCCUUCCAAGCUUCUCCUGCCCAACCCAGAGCUCACCAGAGUAGUCGGGGGUGAGAACGUCGAUUUCAAACCCCCUUUGUAUACACUAGUUGGGCAUGAAGAUGAUUUGCGAGAAGAGGAGCCUGAACUCGAUCGAGGUGAGGAUCGAGCUGAGGCUCAAGGUGAGGAUCGAGCCCAGGGGAAUGCGGAUUUGGAUGAGCCUGAAUGUUACUAUUUUGAGGAGUAUCAGGCUCCAAGGAUGAACCCCUCUGUUGUGGCUGCUCACAAGAGGAUUGGACUUCUUCAAAAGUUCAACAAAUCGCAAGGGAAGGCCAUUGAAAAGAUGCAAAAGUCCAUGGACAAAAUGGUGAGCAAGAUCAAGAGUUCGGAGAAGAAAGUUUCUGGUUCUUCAUCCAAGAAGAAGAAGACACCCAUGACUCCUACUUUCCCUAGGAGUAGGUCACUCCUCACCACCCCAAGGAGGCUUCAUACCCAAGAGCCUCACAGAGCCUCAUCAUUUGAGCCAAGGGAAGGAGAAGACAACUUGCAGAGGAGGAGGAAGAGUUCCAAGGCUCGACGCUUUAACUCGACCACAAGACUCGAUCGAGUCCAAACAGAGGAAACUCAACUCGAUCGAGCUGACGGUCGAGUCGGUCUUGAGGAGCCACAAUUCGAGAACCCUGGGUUUGAGUCUUUUGGAGCAUUCUGGAGCAUAUGGGACGUGAGGAGCAUGGAGGGACUUGGCAUGGACGCAGCUCAACUGGAUACGCAAAGGAAGAAGGGAGAAGCCAUCUUGAAGACCAGCUCGACCACCUACUCGACCAACCGGUCGAGUUCCUCAACUCGACCGGCCAAGCUUCAACUCGAUCGAGCUGAGAAGUCAACAGUCAAACCCGAAAAAUGUUGCUUCCCCCUUGACUUUCCUUUGACCCUAAACCUAAAUCCUCUUGUAUUUAAAGGCUAA